Molecule: messenger RNA, 1415 nt
Organism: Labeo rohita (rohu)
Lineage: Eukaryota; Metazoa; Chordata; Actinopteri; Cypriniformes; Cyprinidae
Product: ribonuclease inhibitor-like
Exons: 6
Coding region: 1-1059 (352 amino acids)
Molecular function (GO): protein binding
Source: RefSeq, a predicted model, not a curated record
AUGCGGUGCAACCCACUCUUCCCCGAGCUGGACCUGAGUAACAAUGACGUGAAGCAUUCUGGAGUGAAACUUCUUACUGAUGGACUGAAAAGUCCAGACUGCUAUGUGGAUGUAAUCUCACUACUCAAUCCUGUGAAAGUUUGUCUUCAGCUUUACAAUUCAUCCAACUCAAACAUCCUGAGAGAGCUGUACCUAAGUAACAAUGACCUGCAGGAUUCUGGAGUGAAGCAUCUUUCUGAUGGACUGAAGAGUCCAAACUGUCAGCUGGAGAUUCUGAGAUUGUCUGGCUGUAUGGUGACAGAGAAAGGCUGUCGUUAUGUGUUUUCAGCUCUGAGUUCAAACCCCUCACACCUGAGAGAGCUGGAUCUGAGCUACAAUCACCCAGGAGAUUCAGGAGUCAAACUACUCACUGAAAAACAGUUGGAUUCAACCUGCUCACUGGACAAACUCAAUGUGGAUCAUGGAGGAGAAUCCAGGAUUACAGCAGGACUGAAGAAAUGGAUUUGUUUUCUCACACUGGAUCCAAACACAGCAAACAACGAACUCAUUCUCUCUAACAGAAAGGUGACACGUGUGGAUAAAUAUCAGUCAUAUCCUGAUCAUCCAGACAGAUUUGAUGUGUGUCAUCAGGUGUUGUGUAGAGAGAGUGUGUGUGGACGCUGUUACUGGGAGAUUGAGUGGAAUGGAGAUGUGUAUAUAUCAGUGUCAUAUAAGAGCAUCAGCAGGAAAGGAUUGGGUGAUGAGUGUUGGUUUGGAUAUAAUGAUCAGUCCUGGAGUUUGAUCUGCUCUCCUGACAGUUACUCAUUCAUACACAAUAAGAUAAAGACUGAUCUCCCUGUGAAGCCCAUCAUCAGUCGUAGAGUAGGAGUGUCUGAUGAUGAUGAUGAUGUUGAUGAUAUCUAUAGAGUAGGAGUGUAUGUGGAUGUGAGUGCAGGAACUCUGUCCUUCUACAGCGUCUCUGACACAAUGAGUCUCAUCCACACAGAACAGAUCACAUUCACUCAGCCGCUCUAUCCUGGGUUUUAUGUUUAUCUUGAAUCAUCAGUGAAACUGUGUUGAUGAAUCAGAAUAGACUGAUGAGAGAUUCUACCCAUAAUGCUUUGAGCUGAUGAUGAAUCAGUAAGAGUGAGAUGUUAUUGAGUCUCUUCAUGACAUUAAUACUGCAGCUCAACUUCUGUCACUCAAAUAACAGAAUAAAUGUGCCAGAAAUCACCAUAUAGACAGAAACAUCAGUGUGUAUUUGUGAUUUUAUUGCUGUGACUCAUCAACUCAUUUUAUUACAGUGUCAAAAUGUCACAAUCAUGAUUGAUGAAGAACAUGUCAUUAAUUUCUCUAUUUUUUUGUACAGAAAUAAUAAAACAAUGAAAAAUCAACUUGAGAUUUUAAUUGAUGUUUGUAUCAUGAAUAUAAUCGAU